Messenger RNA from Penicillium alfredii, 2061 nucleotides. Its product is annotated as LMBR1 domain-containing protein. The record is from RefSeq and is a predicted model, not a curated record. Bases 1 to 2061 code for a protein of 686 amino acids. The transcript is spliced from 2 exons. Lineage: Eukaryota; Fungi; Ascomycota; Eurotiomycetes; Eurotiales; Aspergillaceae. Gene Ontology annotation, cellular component: membrane.
AUGUUGUCCGUUUCUGUCUCCGUGCCGUCCGUCUCUGUAGGCUCCAACGUCUUCUUCGCCUUCGCCCUCUGUUUUAUCUCCGCGCUGGUAUUACUGCUUCUGCGACGAUUUCUGACCCUUCGCGCCACCCCCGCCUACCUGAUUGUGCCAGUUUUUCUGGCGCUCGCGCUGCCCGCCAGCGUCGUUCUCCUCGUUCCCAUCGACCUAGCAUCCAGCUCUCGCGAUGGUACUAGCCCCUGGGCUGUAUGGCUACCGGACCGAAUGGUCCUGGUAUGUUGGCGGAUCGCCUACUGGCUGAUUUUUUUCCUCACUUGGGCCAUCCUUCCUUUGCUCGGCGAAUACGUCGACUCAGGGUACCGCGAACCCAAAGCACGCCUCAUGUACUCCCUCCGCUCCAACGCCCGGUAUCAAUUGAUUGUUUUGUGCUGUGCGAUAGUGGGGUUGGUCUACGUCUCCAUUUCCAACGGGUUCAGACUCACGUCGAUCAAGGGUCUCGUCAUGGCACUGGCGUACAUGUGGGGUCUUGUUCUCGCCAUCUACCUCAUGGGUCAUGGCCUAGUAUCCAUCCCCCGCAACUUGUUCCGGAACGCCGACGUGAGUGGUCGGUUGCGAAGAAUCCAAGUCCAUGCGCCCAAGAUCCAUGAUCGCCUGAUGGAUGCGGUCAAUGAAUUGGAAAGCCUGAACUCGCAAGUCGCCCAGUUGCAACGGCGCAAAACCGGCACCGCCCGCGAUUUCCAGGACUGGAUCGAGGAUCUUUCAGAAGGCUCAAAUAGUCAAUCCGACGUGCGCGCCCCUAUCCUCGAAUCCCCAGAGACAUCCGGCACAGUUCCCUCCAUCAUCACAGAGCGCUAUCUCGCCGAUCUCACGAGGCGGCUGCAGCGUGCGCGGCACAUGAAAGUUCGGUUUGUGGAUGAGUGGGAUCGCCUGGUUCAGUCUGCCUCGGACCUCCAGACUAUCAUCAACUCUUCCGCCUCGAACAAGCUUGAUUUUGGUCAUUCUCCUCGCCGAUCAUCUUUCCUUCCUCGUGUGAAGUUUUUGAACCCUUACCUGCGGUAUCAACUACACUCCAACGUCAUUCCCGCUAUGAGACGCGCGUUCGGUGCGCUCUUUGCGGCAGCAUCUGCGUGCAUUGUGUGGUCGGAAUUGAUCAAAUCUCUGGCGCCCCAGUUGUCCGCCGUGAGUUUGACCGUGGUUCCAAACCGAAAAGACGUCGGGUUUGGAGGCCAGAUCACAGCCUCCGCCUGGCUGCUAUACAUGUGUUCUGCUGCGCUUGUGGGUGUCAACGAUGUCAAGGUGUGGGGAAAUCGGGCUCUCGUCCGCCGCAACACCUACGGCGAGAGCGCGUGCUGGUACGCUGGUCUGGUGGCCCGGCUUACCGUGCCAAUUGCCUACAACUUCUUGACCUUCCUGCCCAAGGACUUCCGCCGGAACACGACCUUCUAUGAUUUCCUGGGUCAACUCAUCAACCUCACGCCACUCUGGUCAGGAUUUGAUUUCAUCUUCCCCAUUUUUAUCCUCCUGCCCGUAUGCGCCACCCUUUUCAACCUGUACGGCCGCAUCAAGAACGUGUUCGGAUUCGGACUCGCCGAUGAGGACGACUACAAUGACGUGGAGAACAACCCGGCUGGGUAUGGCUUGGGCGGCUGGCGCGAGGGGCGCGACCUCAUCGACCGUGAGCUCAACGGCUUUGGGUCUCUGGCCGUAUCCUCUCGCGGUGGCCGCUCAACCUGGGCGUCAGAUCGCAGUGAGGAACACUCCCCCGGAUCAUCCCGGCUACGUGUCGCGGCUGCUGAUGGCUCUCGCUCUCCGCGGCCUGCUCAGAGAACAGUAGCUACACCGACGGUUGUCGACGGCGAUGAAGAAGACGAAAACUUUUUCCAGUCUUUUGCACACCGCGUGCGCAACACUUUCGAGACUGCCAACACGCCACAAUGGUUCCAAGGCGAGCCAUUCCGGCUGCCGCGCUGGAUGUCUGGCGACAACACCACCACCACCGAAGAGGGAGGUAUCUCAAGACUGUUUGGUGGUCGGGCAGUGCCUGGCCGGUUGCGACUGGGGUAG